Molecule: messenger RNA, 747 nt
Organism: Hibiscus syriacus
Lineage: Eukaryota; Viridiplantae; Streptophyta; Magnoliopsida; Malvales; Malvaceae
Exons: 2
Coding region: 1-747 (248 amino acids)
Source: RefSeq, a predicted model, not a curated record
AUGGAAGAAAUAUUUAAGAGCCUACUGGGCAUGACUUAUGUCUCCGACCCAAAUGCCAGUGACUCCAUCACUAAUUAUACAAAGAAAAGCGCAGCCGCCUCAACAGAUACCGCUGUUCCCGCCGCCGCCAGAGCGGCGAACAAGAGGUCUCUCAAAGGAAAUGGUGGCUCCGGUGGAACAAUGAGGGACAUUUACUGCAUCCGCCAUAAGUUUGGCCAAUCUUCUAACUGGUCAUCGCUAGCAAAUCAACAUUUCGAUGACUUCUCCAUUGGGUCUUCUGCUCAAAGAAAUGCUUCUCUGAACAUGGUUUUAUUCCGCAACCUCUUGAAUUCAUCUCUCCACGCACCGCCUCCUCAGUCUCUGGCGGACUAUAUUCCAUUAGUCCACGGAAAUGCUUCCUCUUCUUCGAUUUCUUUCACUUUUCCAGCUAAUUCAAGCAUUUUUCCCUGUACAUCUUUGUUGAAAUCCUUUACCAACAACAUUACUCGAAGCACAACCGAUAGCGUAUCCAAUUCUUUCACUGACACAACCAUGACGCACACUCUCAAGGAAACCGUCGAUGAUAUGGAAUUCUUCCCGCAGGAGCCUUCAGAUUCCGGCUUGUUGCAGGAAAUAAUUCAAGGGUUCUUACCGAAGAAAUCAGGUGAACAUAAAGUUACCUCGAACUGCACUCAGCAUUCAAUAGCAGUUCCUGUAACCGAGUUGAAGAAUGAACAUUUAGGUUUUUAUAAUGCUGAUUACAAUUAA